Effrenium voratum is the source of this 1632-nucleotide messenger RNA. NCBI's taxonomy places the organism in Eukaryota, Dinophyceae, Suessiales, Symbiodiniaceae. The record is from the annotation of a GenBank genome assembly.
AUGUGUCGCGUCCGUAUCGUCAUCUGUUCCCUGGCCUGUUGCGCCUCCGCACUGUCAUGGUUCGCCGGACCGGCCCGUUCGCAGGCGCUUGUCGAUGUCUGCUCGGGCUUGAGCGUCGAUCUGCCGGUGCUCGAUCCUGUCAGCAACGCGGCGUCCGGCCUGCUGAGCGGCCUGCUCGAUCCGGUGCUCAAUCUCAUCAUCGGCGAGAUCAACACCGACAUUCAGGCGCCGCUGAGCGGCCAGAACAUCGGGCUGAGCGUUCUGGACACGGACGGAAAUGCUGUGGCUCUCGGGUCGGGCUGCCAGCUGCGCACGCAGGGCGUGGACAUCGACAACGGCGAAGGCAUCACCAUGGGCGGCGGCUCGAUCGACGGUCUUGGCGGCACCGGCAACCCGCUGGCAUCGGCAGGUGAAGCGGACGCGAUCGCGAUCGGCAACGGCGCCAACACCGCAGCCGGCGCGACCGGUGCCGUUGCGCUUGGUCUGCGUGGCACCGUGACCGCCAUCGACGGCGUGGCGAUCGGCCGCGACAGCACGGUCACCACGGCGGGCGGUCUUGCCCUCGGUGCGGGCUCGGUGGCCGGCAGAACCGGCAUGGCGGGCGCCGAUGAGGCGUUUUCCGGCACGUCCGUGGCCUCGUCGGCCGGCGCGGUUUCGGUCGGCACGGCGGGCGGCGAACGGCAGAUCACCAACGUCGCCGGCGGUACCGCCGACACCGAUGCGGUCAAUCUGCGCCAGUUGCGUGCGGUCGGCGACAAUCUGGCCGGCGCGCUCGGAGGCGGCGCGGCGUUCGACCCCGCCACAGGCCUUUUCACCGAUCCCGGUUUCACGAUCCGCGGGACGACCCACAACGAUGUCGGAUCGGCGCUGGCCGCCCUCGAUACGGCGCUGACGGUGGUCGAUGGCGACUUCGGCGUGAUCGCCGCCAACAAUACGUCGGGCCUUGCGGCAGCGGCGGCAACGGGCGACGACGCUUUGGCCGUUGGCUGGGGCGCCGGGGCCGCGGGCACCGAUGCGACGGCAACCGGCGCCGGCGCCCAGGCGAAUGGCGACCGGUCGGUGGCCCAAGGUGCGCGCUCGGUCGCUUCGGGCAGCGGCGCGACCGCUGUCGGGCAUGGCGCAUCGGCGACCCAUGCGGGGUCGGCCGCGCUGGGCGCCGGCGCCAGCACCGGCCGCGCCAACCAGAUCGUCAUCGGAACGGGGGCCAACACAUACACGAUGCCGGGCAUUGCCUCGGACGCAAGCCGUGCGGCGCAAUCGGGACCGACGCAGAUCGUGACGACCGACGCCGGCGGCAACCUCGCCGCCGUGCCGCUGCAGUCGCUGCUGGGCGACCUUGCCAGCGCGGUCGGGGCGGACAUCGACAAUCUGAACCGCCGCAUCGACCAGGUCCAGACCGAAUCGCGGCGCGGCAUCGCAGCGGUUAUGGCAAUGGCCAAUGCGCCGAUGCCGUCGGCCCCCGGCCGCACCACCUGGGCGGCCAAUAUGGGGGUCUACAAGUCCGAGUGGGCCAGCGGCUUCGCCGUCGCACACCGGCUGGACACGCCGAGGCCCAGCGGCAUCACGGCCGCCUUCAGCCUCAACGCCGACGGCCUGCCGGCGGCGCGGGCGGGCCUGUUCGGCGAGUUCUGA